CGAGGCCGCGCGGUUGGCGCGAAAGUCGGUUCCAGUACUCGGCAAUUUCCGGGGUCGCUAGCGUUUGCUUUGGGCUAAGGGCGGCGCCGAGUCGGGGGAGGGGGCUGUGCGCCGGGCUGGCGCCCGACCCCAGUCACCGUUCUGCGGGCAGCGAGUCCCCCGACUCGCCGCCCGGAGACCCCCAGGCUCCAACGAGUUCAGAAAUGUCCAGAAAUGACAAAGAACCGUUUUUUGUGAAGUUUUUAAAGUCUUCAGACAAUUCCAAAUGUUUUUUUAAAGCUCUCGAGUCAAUAAAAGAAUUCCAGUCAGAAGAAUAUCUUCAGAUUAUUACAGAAGAAGAGGCAUUGAAAAUAAAGGAGAAUGAUAGAUCACUUUAUAUCUGUGACCCUUUUAGUGGCAUUGUCUUUAAUCACCUCAAAAAGCUUGGCUGCAGAAUUGUUGGUCCUCAAGUAGUCAUAUUUUGUAUGCACCACCAGCGAUGUGUCCCAAGAGCCGAACAUCCAGUUUAUAAUAUGGUUAUGUCUGAUGUAACAAUAUCUUGUACAAGUCUGGAAAAAGAAAAAAGGGAAGAAGUUCAUAGAUAUGUACAAAUGAUGGGCGGACGAGUAUACAGAGACCUUAACAUAUCAGUUACUCACCUUAUUGCAGGAGAAGUUGGUAGCAAAAAAUAUUUAGUUGCUGCAAACCUGAAGAAACCUAUUUUGCUUCCCUCCUGGAUAAAAACACUUUGGGAGAAGUCACAAGAGAAAAAAAUAACUAGAUAUACUGAUAUAAACAUGGAAGAUUUCAAGUGUCCUGUUUUUCUUGGUUGCAUAAUCUGUGUGACUGGUUUAAGUGGCUUAGACCGGAAGGAAGUUCAGCAACUCACAGUUAAGCAUGGAGGUCAAUACAUGGGACAAUUGAAAAUGAAUGAAUGUACACACCUCAUUGUGCAAGAACCAAAAGGUCAGAAAUAUGAAUGUGCCAAGAGAUGGAAUGUACACUGUGUGACCACGCAGUGGUUUUUUGACAGUGUUGAAAAAGGUUUUUGUCAGGAUGAAUCCAUGUACAAGACAGAACCUAUACCAGAAGUAAAGACUAUGCCCAAUUCUUCAACUCCUACUGGCCAGAUCAACACAAUUGAUAGUCGUACUCUUUCAGAUGUCAGCAAUAUUUCCAACAUAAAUGCAAGUUGCAUAAGUGAAUCGCUAUGUAAUUCACUUAACAGCAAACUGGAGGCUACCCUUGAAAAUCUGGAAAAUCUGGAUGUCAGUGCAUUUCAAGCACCUGAAGAUUUAUUAGAUGGCUGUCGGAUAUAUCUUUGCGGUUUUAGUGGCAGAAAGCUAGAUAAACUGAGACGACUUAUUAACAGUGGAGGUGGAGUUCGUUUUAACCAGCUUAAUGAAGAUGUAACUCAUGUUAUUGUGGGAGAUUAUGAUGAUGAAUUGAAGCAGUUUUGGAAUAAAUCGGCCCACAGGCCUCAUGUAGUGGGAGCAAAGUGGUUGCUAGAGUGUUUCAGUAAAGGUUAUAUGCUUUCUGAAGAACCGUAUAUCCAUGCUAAUUACCAGCCAGUGGAAAUUCCAGUUUCAGAUCCGCCUGAAAGUAAAGCAGCUGUUUUAAAAAAGAAGAACAGCAGCUUCUCUAAGAAAGACUUUACUCCUAGUGAAAAGCAUGAGCAAGCUGAUGAAGAUCUGCUCUCUCAAUAUGAAAAUGAUAGCUCUACAGUAGUUGAGGAUAAGAAGUCUGAAGCUGAGAAGUCUGAAGUUAGGCCCUUUAAUGAUUCUACUCAUGUCGAGCCCUUGAAUGAUUCUACUCAUAUUUUGCAAGAAGAAAACCAGUCUUCUGUCAGUCAUUGCUUCCCUGAUGAUUCUACAGUUACUGCAGAAGGCUUAUUUAGCCAAAAGAGUUUCCUUGUUUUGGGUUUUAGUACUGAAAAUGAAUCUAACAUUGCAAACAUCAUAAAAGAAAAUGCUGGGAAAAUCGUGUCCCUUCCAAGCAGAACUAUUGCUGAUUAUGCUGUGGUUCCUCUGCUGGGGUGUAAGGUAGAAGCCACCGUGGGAGAAGUUGUUACAAAUACAUGGCUGGUUACUUGCAUAGACUAUCAGACUUUGUUUGAUCCAGAGUCGAAUCCUCUCUUCACACCAGUCCCAGUAAUGACAGGAAUGACUCCUUUAGAGGAUUGUGUUAUAUCAUUUAGCCAGUGUGCUGGAGCAGAAAAAGAGUCUUUAACAUUCCUAGCAAACCUCCUUGGAGCAAGUGUUCAAGAAUACUUUGUUCGCAAGUCCAACGCAAAGAAAGGCAUGCUUGCCAGUACUCACCUGAUAUUAAAAGAACCUGAUGGCUCUAAAUAUGAAGCUGCAAAAAAGUGGAAUUUACCUGCAGUUACUAUAGCUUGGCUGUUGGAGACUGCUAGAACGGGAAAGAGAGCAGAUGAAAGCCAUUUUCUGAUUGAAAAUUCAUCUAAAGAAGAACGAACUUUGGAAAUGGAAGUAACAAAUGGAAUCAAUCUAAAUCCAGAUACUGCAGAGCAUCCUGGCACACACUUGCAGACUCACAGAAAAACUGUCGUUACACCUUUAGAUAUGAACCGCUUUCAGAGUAAAGCUUUCUGCGCUGUGGUCUCACAACAUGCCAGACAGGUUUCAGCCUCCCCAGCAGUAGGACAACCACUUCAGAAGGAGCCCUCAUUACACCUGGAUACACCAUCAAAAUUUCUCUCCAAGGACAAACUCUUCAAGCCUUCCUUUGAUGUGAAGGAUGCACUUGCAGCCUUGCAAACUCCAGGACAUCCUAACCAACAGAAAAGGAAACUGAGUACACCACUCUCAGAAGUCAUUGGCAGAAAUUUGAAACUUGCUUUGGCAAAUAGCUCUCGAGAUGCUGUCGCUCUUUCUGCCAGCCCCCAACUGAAAGAUGCCCAGUCAGAGAAGGAAGAAGCUCCAAAGCCACUUCACAAAGUAGUGGUAUGUGUUAGUAAAAAACUCAGCAAGAAGCAGAGUGAACUAAAUGGGAUUGCAGCCUCUCUAGGAGCAGAUUACAGGUGGAGUUUUGAUGAAACAGUGACUCAUUUCAUCUAUCAAGGGCGGCCAAAUGACACAAAUCGGGAGUAUAAAUCUGUAAAAGAAAGAGGAGUACACAUUGUUUCAGAGCACUGGCUUUUAGAUUGUGCCCAAGAGAAUAAACAUCUUCCUGAAUCUCUUUAUCCUCAUACUUAUAAUCCCAAAAUGAGCUUGGAUAUCAGUGCAGUGCAAGAUGGCCGACUCUGUAAUAGUCGACUACUCUCAGCUGUGUCUACAACAAAGGAUGAUGAGCCAGAUCAUUUGAUUUUAGAAGAAAAUGACAUAGACAAUAUGGCCACCAGUAAUAAAGAAUCAGCACCAUCAAAUGAAAAUGGAAGGAAUGACUCUAAAGGAGUUCUGACACAGACCUUAGAGAUGAGAGAGAACUUUCAGAAGCAGUUACAAGAGAUAAUGUCUGCAACGUCAAUAGUGAAACACCAAGGGCAGAGGACUUCCCUUUCAAGAAGUGGCUGUAACAGUGCAUCUUCAACCCCUGACAGCACUCGCUCUGCUCGCAGUGGACGCAGUAGAGUCCUAGAGGCACUGAGGCAGUCUCGUCAAACAGUACCUGAUGUCAACACAGAGCCCUCCCAAAAUGAACAGAUCAUUUGGGAUGACCCUACAGCAAGGGAGGAGAGAGCAAGGCUCGCCAGCAAUUUGCAGUGGCCUAGUUGUCCCACACAAUACUCUGAGCUUCAGAUUGAAAUUCAAAACUUGGAGGAUCCUCCUUUUCAAAAGCCUUUACAUGAUUCAGAAAUUGCUAAACAGGCUCUCUGUGAUCCUGGAAACAUACGUGUGACGGAAGCCCCCAAACACCUGAUCACUGAAGAACUGGAAACUCCCAUAAAAGACAGCCACCUGAUUCCUACACCUCAAGCCCCCAGUAUUGCCUUUCCACUCGCCAACCCCCCUGUGGCUCCACACCCUAGAGAAAAGAUUAUAACAAUAGAGGAGACUCAUGAAGAAUUGAAAAAACAGUACAUAUUUCAGUUAUCAUCUCUGAAUCCUCAAGAACGUAUUGACUAUUGUCAUCUGAUUGAAAAACUAGGUGGAUUGGUGAUAGAAAAGCAGUGCUUUGAUCCCAGCUGUACACACAUUGUUGUGGGACAUCCACUUCGAAAUGAGAAGUAUUUAGGCUCUGUGGCAGCUGGGAAGUGGGUGCUUCAUCGCUCCUACCUUGAAGCAUGCAGGACUGCUGGACACUUCGUGCAGGAAGAAGACUAUGAAUGGGGAAGUAGUUCCAUACUUGAUGUUUUGACUGGAAUCAAUGUACAGCAACGAAGACUAGCACUUGCAGCAAUGAGAUGGAGAAAAAAAAUCCAGCAAAGACAAGAAUCUGGCAUUGUUGAGGGAGCAUUUAGUGGGUGGAAGGUUAUUUUACAUGUGGAUCAGUCUCGAGAAGCAGGCUUCAAACGCCUUCUUCAGUCAGGAGGAGCAAAGGUGCUACCUGGUCAUUCUGUAUCUUUAUUUAAAGAGGCCACACAUCUUUUUUCCGACUUGAAUAAACUGAAACCAGAUGACUCGGGAAUUAAUAUAGCAGAAGCUGCUGCCCAGAAUGUGUACUGCUUGAGAACAGAAUACAUUGCUGACUAUCUUAUGCAGGAAUCACCUCCUCAUGUAGAAAAUUACUGUCUACCAGAAGCUAUUUCAUUUCUUCAGAAUAAUAAGGAACUUGGGCCUGGAUUAUCACAAAAGAGGAAAGCGUCUACAGAAAAAAAUAAAAUCAAAAGACUGAGAGUACACUAAUCACAUCUACUCUUCAGUUACCUAACAUUGGUGUGGGGUGGGGGGGGGAACAGUUACCAAACAUUAAAUGAUUUUAAAAGUUGAAAGCCUGAAUGUGACUGUGAUGGAUUUGGGUAGUUAUUUAAAGAUGAGUACCUGAAGAAUUUUGCUUCAGAGUAUAAUGAUGACCCUUCCUGAGUUUUGAACACCUGAAAUUUUAAUCACUGAAAUACUAACUGUUUCUUAAUAAAAAGUUACCCGAAAUAACAAAAUACAACUCCUCAGCUAGCUUGCUGUUAAACCACAUUGAAGUAUGUUAAAAGAUGUUUAUUUUUCUUGUAAAUAUCUGAAGCUGUAGCUUAGUGGAAAUUUUAGUAAGGUGAUGGAUUUUGCUUUAAAAUGUCUGCCUUAAUUCAUAACAAGAUUUGUCAAUCAGGAUUUAUUCAUGUUUUCCCUGAUUUUUAUCUUCUCACCAUUUUACCUCUUAACAGGAGCCUGAGCACACAGUUUAAUGAGGAAGCUGGGGCUAUAAAUAUGUGUAUAUAUGUAUAUGUAUGUUUGUACAAAUCUACAUGAUGUUUGCCAAGUUUGGGUGUCAAAACUUGGAAAAUGUGAUAAUAAAGAAUAAAAGUAGUGACUCAAAUUAGUAUUAAGAUGUGUUUACAUAGAUAAAUUUUUUUAAAAAG
Messenger RNA from Saimiri boliviensis boliviensis (Bolivian squirrel monkey), 5449 nucleotides. RefSeq names its product DNA topoisomerase II binding protein 1 (gene TOPBP1). NCBI's taxonomy places the organism in Eukaryota, Metazoa, Chordata, Mammalia, Primates, Cebidae. The record is from RefSeq and is a predicted model, not a curated record. Gene Ontology annotation, biological process: DNA replication initiation; mitotic G2 DNA damage checkpoint signaling; mitotic DNA replication checkpoint signaling.